Neurospora hispaniola is the source of this 576-nucleotide messenger RNA. RefSeq lists its product as uncharacterized. NCBI's taxonomy places the organism in Eukaryota, Fungi, Ascomycota, Sordariomycetes, Sordariales, Sordariaceae. Gene Ontology annotation, biological process: response to oxidative stress. The record is from RefSeq and is a predicted model, not a curated record. The transcript is spliced from 5 exons. Bases 1 to 576 code for a protein of 191 amino acids.
AUGCCCAUCACACCUACCAAGUACGCCAUCACCACCAGGCAGUCGGCAAACUGGAGCGACGCCAAGCGGAGGGUGUUCGCCCUUUAUCGGCGAUGGCUUCGUUCGACACCCGAGAUGCAGUCCAUGUACUCACUACCCCUCCCCAUUUCGGUCAUUCGCACCCGCAUCAGGCAGGAAUUCGAGCGCAACCGCUUCGUUAACAAGUUGCCCGUGGUGGAUGUUCUGCUCACAAAGGGCCAUGCCGACUAUCAAGUAAGGCUCCACUUCAUCGUCACUAUCCACACGGACAUGAAUCAGGGGAUCCCCAGAAACGGGCACAGCAGUGGGGUCUGUCCAAAAUCUGGAGAACACCCAAAAAGAAGAGGGAAAGGGUUCCAGACAAGGGGUCAGAAGGGAAUAUCAGAGCGCUGGCGCAUGUUAUGCGUCGCGGCGAUUCGGACUGUGAUUGUUAUGGAAACCAUGAACUUUUGGCGCCAGACGACUCACAUGAUGUCGUACUUCAACGAGGAGAGCUUCCGUGGAGCCAAGAGACUUCCCUCCAGCUUUAUCGAUGGCUUCCUGCAGGGUCGCAACUAA